This is a messenger RNA of Brenthis ino (lesser marbled fritillary), 1491 nucleotides long. Lineage: Eukaryota; Metazoa; Arthropoda; Insecta; Lepidoptera; Nymphalidae. The record is from the annotation of a GenBank genome assembly.
AUGGAGAUUCAAGGGAGGAGACACAUGACGAGAGCUGUGCAGCUUCAUGAUCAAGAAAAUGGGUAUGCUGCUAAGAAAAUAAACGUUAUAAUACCUACUAAACGCCAAGGCCUGUCGGCUCGUGGUGCUCUAGGUGAAUUAAAUUCAAACCUACAGCCUCAGCGCGAAGUACAUGCAGGGAAAGUAGCCGAUGCGGCUGCUGAGUUUGAGAAAAAGGCUACGGUCAAUCGUGGAAUUGUGCGAAGUAACUACAAUCAUGUACAAUCAAAAGUGGAUACAGGAUUGGCAACUAAACCUGUGGUUCAACCAUCUUCUCGACCCCCACUUAGAAGAGAAGAAAGCACUGGGGGCUUAGCUGUUCGGGCUGCAGCAUUGGCUGCCAUUAAAGAUGCUCAUAAUAAGCCAGCCGAAAACAAGAAAACCAUUAAUGUGUAUUCACAAGCUAAGAAGGACGGUAAAAAAGUCACCAAGCUUCCUACUUUAAAGGAACAUACAAAGGAAAAGAGGACUUUAAAACCAAUUCUGAAGGAAUCUACAGAAUCACUUGGGAAGCUCAAGUUGAGUGACAAUUCUAAAAAUAAAAAGCAAGAAUUAAAAGUUGAAAUUGACAUUGUUUCACCACCAAAAUUACCGGCUGACAUUGAAGAUAUUGACGCUGGUGAUAACAACAGUCCGCUUCUUAUGUCUAUAUACAUUAAGGAUAUUUAUAAAUAUUUAACAGAAUUGGAGGAAAAAUAUCCUAUAGAAGUAGAUCAUUUGGCGAAACAGAGUGUGAUCACUGGUAGAAUGAGGGCUACACUAAUAGAUUGGCUUGUGGAGGUUCAAAAACAAUUCUCAUUAAUGCUGGAGACUUUCCACCUAACUGUUGGAAUAAUUGACAGAUAUUUACAGAUUGUGCCAAAUGUACAAAGGAAUCAGUUACAAUUAGUGGGAGUGACUGCCAUGUUUAUAGCCAGCAAAUAUGAAGAGAUCUACGCACCCGAUGUCGGUGACUUCAUCUACGUGACAGACAAUGCGUAUACAAAGGCUGCAAUGUUCCAGUGCGAGAGGGAGAUAAUGUCCAAACUGGGAUUCUGUCUCGCUAGACCGAUACCACUGAGUUUUUUGAGACGAUUUGUAAAAGCCGCACAUGGGACGUCGAAAAACCACCAUUUAGCUAAAUACUUUGUUGACCUCAGUCUCAUUGAAUAUUCCAUGUCACAUUACCGGCCUUCGGAGCUUGCUGCGGCGGCCAUCUGCCUUUCCUUAUAUCUGCUCUCAAAUAAAAGACUAGCUGAUGUAUGGACGCCUACGCUGUCUUACUAUUCAGGGUAUACGUUAGAACAUAUUGAUCCAAUAAUUCGGAAAAUAGCUAAAAUAGUAAUAAAUGUAGAUAACUCAAAAUAUAAGGCGGUAUAUAAUAAAUAUUUGGAUGUUACUCUAGCGAAAGUAUCGAACUUACCACAAUUGAAAGGGGAAGCUAUAUAUGAAUUAGCAAAAAUGCCGUCAAGU